GUAUCCUUAGCUCGGCUCCUCGCUUCCCCAGCGGCUCGCCCCAGACAUUGCACCGCGGAGGGGAGGCCGGUCGACCUCUCCGGCGAUGCCCGGCUUCUGCCUGCUGUGGGAGGGCAGCGGCGGGCACCGUGAUCUCCGCACCGAGAAGAGCUCCCCUUGCCCUCUAGUCGAAGCUCCCGAGUGCUCGGAGCACGCUCACCCCUCGCGAACACACCCCUGCAGCCGAAGCAGCCCCUGAAGCCCGCAGCGCCUGCAACAGGUCCGGGGCAGUGGGGGAAACUUACAGCAGUGGCGACUGGCCGCAACGCACAACUGAGUUCUAGCGACGGUCACGGGCAAGGAGGCGACGAACCGGUCGUCUCAGCCCAGGGAAGCGGUGGCGAAUGCCCCGGAGAAAGGAGGGCCAGCCGGGGAGAGGACUGCGCCCCGAACGAUGGCUCGCGGACCGGCUACCGAUGGCGUUCGCCUCCGUCUGUCGUCCCCACGCCGCGGACCCGGUGUCCAGGACCCGCAGAGCGUCUCCGGAGCGCGUCACGAUAUCAUGGCUAUAUUUUUGGUUUCUACAAGUGGCAUCAUGAACCUGCUGAAUUCCAGGCUAAAACCCAGGUUCAGCAACUUCUUGUCUCAAUCACCCUUCAGUCAGAGUGUGAUGCUUUCCCCAACAUAUCUUCAGAUGAGUCUUAUACUUUACUUGUGAAAGAACCAGUGGCUGUCCUUAAGGCCAACAGAGUUUGGGGAGCAUUACGAGGUUUAGAGACCUUUAGCCAGUUAGUUUAUCAAGAUUCUUAUGGAACUUUCACCAUCAAUGAAUCCACCAUUAUUGAUUCUCCAAGGUUUUCUCACAGAGGAAUUUUGAUUGAUACAUCCAGACAUUAUCUGCCAGUUAAGAUUAUUCUUAAAACUCUGGAUGCCAUGGCUUUUAAUAAGUUUAAUGUUCUUCACUGGCACAUAGUUGAUGACCAGUCUUUCCCAUAUCAGAGCAUCACUUUUCCUGAGUUAAGCAAUAAAGGAAGCUAUUCUUUGUCUCAUGUUUAUACACCAAAUGAUGUCCGUAUGGUGAUUGAAUAUGCCAGAUUACGAGGAAUUCGAGUCCUGCCAGAAUUUGAUACCCCUGGGCAUACACUAUCUUGGGGAAAAGGUCAGAAAGACCUCCUGACUCCAUGUUACAGUAGACAAAACAAGUUGGACUCUUUUGGACCUAUAAACCCUACUCUGAAUACAACAUACAGCUUCCUUACUACAUUUUUCAAAGAAAUUAGUGAGGUGUUUCCAGAUCAAUUCAUUCAUUUGGGAGGAGAUGAAGUGGAAUUUAAAUGUUGGGAAUCAAAUCCAAAAAUUCAAGAUUUCAUGAGGCAAAAAGGCUUUGGCACAGAUUUUAAGAAACUAGAAUCUUUCUACAUUCAAAAGGUUUUGGAUAUUAUUGCAACCAUAAACAAGGGAUCCAUUGUCUGGCAGGAGGUUUUUGAUGAUAAAGCAAAGCUUGCGCCGGGCACAAUAGUUGAAGUAUGGAAAGACAGCGCAUAUCCUGAGGAACUCAGUAGAGUCACAGCAUCUGGCUUCCCUGUAAUCCUUUCUGCUCCUUGGUACUUAGAUUUGAUUAGCUAUGGACAAGAUUGGAGGAAAUACUAUAAAGUGGAACCUCUUGAUUUUGGCGGUACUCAGAAACAGAAACAACUUUUCAUUGGUGGAGAAGCUUGUCUAUGGGGAGAAUAUGUGGAUGCAACUAACCUCACUCCAAGAUUAUGGCCUCGGGCAAGUGCUGUUGGUGAGAGACUCUGGAGUUCCAAAGAUGUCAGAGAUAUGGAUGACGCCUAUGACAGACUGACAAGGCACCGCUGCAGGAUGGUCGAACGUGGAAUAGCUGCACAACCUCUUUAUGCUGGAUAUUGUAACCAUGAGAACAUGUAAAAAAUGGAGGGGAAAAAGGCCACAGCAAUCUGUACUACAAUCAACUUUAUUUUGAAAUCAUGUAAAAUAAGAUAUUAGACUGUUUUUUGAAUAAAAUAUUUUUAUUGAUUGAA
Molecule: messenger RNA, 2021 nt
Organism: Homo sapiens (human)
Lineage: Eukaryota; Metazoa; Chordata; Mammalia; Primates; Hominidae
Gene: HEXB
Product: hexosaminidase subunit beta
Exons: 14
Coding region: 913-1908 (331 amino acids)
Biological process (GO): chondroitin sulfate proteoglycan catabolic process; hyaluronan catabolic process; astrocyte cell migration
Cellular component (GO): membrane; lysosomal lumen; cortical granule
Molecular function (GO): carbohydrate binding; hexosaminidase activity; identical protein binding
Source: RefSeq, marked reviewed